This is a messenger RNA of Bacillus rossius redtenbacheri, 13048 nucleotides long. Its product is annotated as zinc finger protein 271-like. The record is from RefSeq and is a predicted model, not a curated record. Gene Ontology annotation, biological process: regulation of DNA-templated transcription. Gene Ontology annotation, cellular component: nucleus. Gene Ontology annotation, molecular function: zinc ion binding; RNA polymerase II cis-regulatory region sequence-specific DNA binding; DNA-binding transcription factor activity, RNA polymerase II-specific. Lineage: Eukaryota; Metazoa; Arthropoda; Insecta; Phasmatodea; Bacillidae. The transcript is spliced from 7 exons. Bases 162 to 2516 code for a protein of 784 amino acids.
UAUUUGAUUAAUAAUAAUGCAAUCCUAAAAUGGCGUACUAAAGAGGCGGUUGUUUUUAUUGGGCGUUGCUUCAGUUUGAGUUAUGCCCAUUUUACUUUAUUACUUUCACAUUUAGUUACUGUUCGUCGUAUUGCAUUUGAAACUGUUUAAUGUAUGUGUAAAUGGAAAUGUCUGAUUUUAAAGAUGUGUCUCCGUUGCAAUGUCGUUUGUGUACGUCGACAGACGAAGGUCAACUUCAAAUUUUUGGAUCAGACGGUUUAAUGAGGAAUAUUCCUGAUAAAAUUAAGGAAUGUCUACCUGUUACGCUGAAGAAGGAAGACGCCCUGCCCAAGUGGGUGUGCCAACAGUGCGCCGUGCAGCUGGACCAGUUCCACUUGUUCCGCAAGAACUGCGCCGCGGCAGAAACCAGACUGGGGCAGGUCUUCAAAGAGGCUGCCGAGUUCCCCCUGGAGCCUGAGUGCUGUCUCCAGGAAGUCGAGCCAGAUGGUUCCCAGCAGCUUGUGGGGGCAAAGUCGCCCAGCCCGUACGAUGUGAAGUGUCUGGAAGACAGGCUGCCCACGGGUGUCUCCCUGCAGCCAAUAGUUGCGAAUGGCUUGACUAUCACGCCUAUACUGCCUAGUGAUAAGCGGGAUCACUGGCCGGAAUUGCGUGUGGGCAGUCCUGCUCCUGACGAUUAUGUUCUCAUGAAGGAAGAGACGUUCAGAACAGAUGGCAAUAGGCAGACCGCGAUCGAGGAGAGCCUGCACAAGGAGAAGGACAGCGACAUAGUGAAGGCUCAGAGGCGACGCAGGGAGGUCCUUCCGCCCAUGUGGGACGUGUACGAGCGCGCCUCCACGUACAGCACUCUGGUGACCCACCGCCGGUACAUAGUCAACAAGGCCGCCUUCCCCUGCUCGCUGUGCAACAAGUGCUUCAGCAUCACGCAGGGCUACCAGCGCGACGGAGUUCCCGACACGACCGAGAACGAUGAAAGCAGGUCAUCUGGCGAUGAAGGAACUCCAGGAAUACACUUCUACACUUGCCACUUGUGUUGGAAGGUGUUCCCCAAGCGCAGUGCUUUGCAGAAGCAUCAGCUCUUGCAUGUGGAUGCCCAGUCGAACACAUGCCCUCUGUGUGGCAAAGCAUUCGGGCGCAAGGAGCACUUGUCCCGCCACAUGAUAUCCCACACGGGGGGCCGACCGUACACCUGUGAGUUGUGCUCCAAGCCUUUCGUGCGCAAGGAGCAUCUCGACCGCCACCGCCUGUCUCACUGCAAGAUGCUUCUGGAACAGGGCGUCGCCCUGGCUCCGCAACCUGGGCAGACGGACGAGCUUCCAGCCGCUGAGCAUUCUUUCACGUGCGACGUUUGCCUUCAGACAUUCCCCAGCUCGGAACAGCUCGUGCAGCAUACGUGUGUUCAAAACACAUUUCACCCAGGGAUGAAUAGUGUUCACAACACGUAUCUUCCCGGAACAAAUAUCCUGCUACCGAAAUUACAUUCCUGCUCCGUGUGUUCCAAACUCUUCACUCGCAAGGAACAUUUAGUGCGACACCUGAAGGUACAUCAACGGGAGUCUCCUCACAGCACAAUAAGGAUGGCUCUGAACAACACAUGUCUAGUGACAGCGCUACCUCAACUUAAUAACUGUAAUAAUAACGAUAGCAAAGAUAAUGAUCUCAAACAUUUUCUUUUAAGUAGUGCAGUGAGUGGUUUAGCUGAAGUGAAGAUUGAGGGCGUGGAAACCACCUUGGAUGAAAGCAUGGCCAGGUCAGACGGUGAGGGGGAAUCGGUUACCGAAAGCGCUGUCUCGGUUGAAGCGUGUGCUGUUCAGAAAGAAGGGGGUGACGGCUCCGAUGGCUCUGGCAACACGACGAGCGGAGCCGACGGCAGCACGGAUGGUAGCUCCCCGGACGCCAAGUCCCACCCUUGUCCCUGCUGUAAGACCAAGUGCUUCUCGCGCAAGAGCCACUUGGUCAGGCACUUCAAGCGCGCUCACCCGAACCAGCCGCUCGGCCUGGUCGUGUCCAGAACUCGCAACGACUACAGCGAGGGUUACAAGGACUGCGUCUUGAGCAACGGACAGCACUUGUGCAAGAUCUGCGGGAAGAUGUUUGGUCGCCGAUACCACCUGAUUCGCCACAUGAAGCUGCACAGGAACGGGGUGGUGCCGCCGUCGUCAUCAUCCUGCUCCGUGUGCAAGGAGUCGUUCUCGGACCACUCGCGCCUCCGGUCGCACGCUUGCGGCGGCAGGGCGGGCCCGGCUGCGCGGGGCGCGCCCGACAGCGUGGAGACGUCCAAGGAGAACCGCGUGGCCAACGUCAACGGGGAGAAGGCCGUGUUCGGGAGGAGCGACGGCGAGGGGACGCGGGCCAAGGCUGCCCGGGCCUCCCCCGCGGGCAGGGGCGUCGCCCGCAAGCGGGCGUACGGCUACCACCACGAGUGCGUCACCUGCGGGAUAAACUUCUCCAAGAAGAAGCUGCUGAAGAGGCACGUGGAGUCCGCCCACGCCGACAGUAGCAUGGACGAGCCACCUUAAUGUUCACUCGCUCCAGGAGUGCGUUUCGUUUGCUCACCGAUUACAGGCGUUAGUUAAUUUAAAUUCACCUCGCCAAAAUCGCUGUUCGGUUUCUACGCAAAGAAAUUUAAAGAGCUCGUUGUGGUUACGUUAUUCAUGCUGUUUUGCAACUUGGCAGAUUUUUUAUUUGUUUGAGCGUACAUUUUCAUUGUAAUGUGAAAUUUUUCAUCGGGGAGACUGUACAGGCUGUGGGCACUUGGUCAUUUACGUUAAUAAAUUAAUUGCAGCAAAAUUUUUAUUAAAAGUGCUUGUGGAGAAAGCGCAGUAUUUUAUCUCAUGUCGGUGAUUUGGUCUUGAAGCAUUUUGGUUUUGCAAUAUAGUUUUUCAGGUUUUUCAGGUGUCUGGGUCUAGUACAUCGGGUUGACUCAUAUACCUAAUGGAUUGAUUGUUUCUGACAGUGAAGUGGCAUAUAAUUCUUAUCUUUACAUGAAAUAUAAAUUUUUUCACCUAUUUUCUGGCAUUAUACCAACAAGCUUUUUUUUUUUCUAAGAGAGUUACCUUCACAAAUGUCUCAUCUGUUUCCAAUAAUAUAAACACCUAAAAUUUUAUUACGUUAUGUACAAAUCAUCCAUGGCAGAAGAUGGCAUGCAAAGUAGUAUUGUUAUUAAUGAAUUUUGUUGGUAUGUAUUGAAAUGCAGUGUUGUAUACCUGUAAAUUAUUUUUGCAUUUAACUUACUUGUUGCCAUUUCGAAGAUGUCUUUAGUUGCAUUUUACUUUUUCUUUUGCUUUUAUAGCCUGUACAGUCAUAAUCUUAUUUUUUUUUUUUUUUUUUUAAAAAAAGACAACUGCCAUGACAGUUCAAUUAUUUGUGCUUUUGAUUUUAUUUCAUUUAGUUUUCUUAAACUUUAAACUACUAACGUUUUGUUCGACAUUGCAGUCACCAUCAUCAGGGUAGCGUUACCUACUGAGGUUAUUAUAAGUUAUGCUGCCUUUUAAUACUCUUGCAUGAGAGGGGAGCGUUUCCCUAUUGGCUGCAGCUGUAGGCCAGUCACAGCAUUCCUUUUGUCUGGUUGGCUUGUUGGUUUGGCCAGUCAGAGCUGGGCUUUUGUGGUUGGCUGGGGGUGCUGGCAAAUCAGUGGUCUCUUCUCUUCUGAUUGGCUGGGCUGUUUGGCCAACCAUAGGUGACCUGUCUUUUGUUAAAUACAGAGUUAGGUUUUGAGUGUUUCUGAAGAGUGGAUCCCAUAUUGUGCUUAUUUUGUAGCCAUCUUCUCUCUGGGUGUUUUAAUAUUUGUACUGAUUCUCAAAAGGAAGGCUGUGAUUGGCCCACAGCUGUAACCAAUCGGCAAACACUCUCAGGCGAGAGUAUUAAAAGGCAGGAGAACUUGUAAUAACCUCAAUAGGUAACUCUACCCUUAUGAUGGCGACUUCAACGUCGACCGAAACGUUGUGAUAUUUUUGCCUUGACCACGGCUACAACCCAGAAGCCAAGCAACUUCAGACAAUUUCCGCGAAAGCCUGCGAUCUUUUUAAACUAUUAUAUGCUUUUUUUUUUUCAUUUCAUAAAUAAAAAAUUUAAAUUUUAUAAUUAAGUAUAUGUGUCUCUAGGCCUCAUUUUUGUUUUACUCAAAAGUGUGCAUCAAUGCAAAUAUUUUUUUUUUACUGCAAUUUCAUGGAAUAAGAAGAUUAGUAAGUAUCUUUGUGCAAGUGCCUUAGAAUGUGUGAGACCGUCGUGAGACAGGUUAGUUUUACCCUACUGAGAAACUGGUCGUUGCCCCAGUAUUCCUGCUCGGUACGAGGGGAAACCGCAGGUACGGGCCACUGGCUCAGGCACUCGGUCGAACGACCGGUGGUGCGAAGCUACCAUCCGUGGGAUUACGCCUGAACGCCUCUAAGGCAGUAUCCCCUCUGAGAGAAAACGAUAAUUAAGAGUUCCUGAGCCGGAAGGCUUCUGAUGACUAUACUAGGCGGUCCGUAUCUAUGCCCUUGUGAGCCACCAGAGGAUUCAUUCGGCACAGCGCCCUUUUGUUUCCGGUGGUCAACCAUGGGUAUGAGAUCUGGUGUAGGAACUCGAAUCGUCUGCAGACGACUUACUUUCACUAAGGAAUUCAGUUAGUUACGUACCUUGAUCUGUUCUCUUAUUUUCUGGCCGUUUGAUACAAAAUAAUAUUCUGAACAUUAUUGCACAGUUAUUAUUUUUAUUUUAAUAAAUAAAAUAAUAUAGUUUCUAUAGCAAAUACACUAGUUUAAACCGAUAAAAAUGUUUGCAUAAAUUUACGUAUUGUCCAUCUAUGAAUAGCAGUAUUUUGUUCGGAAAGUGCUGAUGCUACCACUAGAAAUUCUACUGAUGGUGUAAUGUAAGCUUACGGAGUAUGUGAUGGUGAUUCGGUUGAAAAUGUUUACCUGAAAUUAAUCUUUAACUAUGUGGAUGUACUAUAAAAUAACAGUGAAUGGUCAAAGCAAAUUUUAUUUUUCAUGAUUUGUGAUGCUUCAAUAUGAUAGGCGAAAAACUGUUGUACUCCACAUUUCUUGAUCUUGUCUCGUCUAUGCAGUUAUGCCAAUUUGAUACUCCACAACAUUGCUAAAAGAAGAUUAUUACGGAACAUUUUCAUGUUUUUCUCAAAAUUAUGGCAUAUGUAUAUAUUUGCCAAAUAAUACCAGUAUAAAAUUUGUUCUUUAAUAUUUUGAAACACUUUUUCAGGAAAUUUUAUUAUUUAGACAUCACAUUGAGGGCAAGAGAAUAUCAUGUUGAAUUAGAUAAUAAAAUAAUUGUAUUUAAACUGUCAUGUAGGGUGUAUAACUUGAAAAAAUUAUAUAUAUUUUUUUAAUAGCAGCAAUAUAUUAUAAUUUUUAAAAGCAGAGCCUGGUGAUUACAUUGGUUUAAAUAAAUAUUUUUUUUUUUUAGUUAUUUUCAUUUUAAGUUUAGUUCUAAGAAAGUUUAUCAUUGUUAACAUUUAGAAAUUUUAGUUUUCAAGCAAAUAAAAAUUUAUUUUGUUAAACAGAGAACUUAUUUGAUUUUCCAUUAAAUGUAAGAACUGCUGUUUUGAACUGUCGGUUGUUAAAGCAUUUAUUGGUAUGCUCUUUGUAAUAUAUGCAAUUAUACAAAAUGUAUUUGUGAAAUUCAGAAACUUUUAUAUAUAUAUAUGUAUGGUUUUGUAAGCAGAUUCUAAGUGGUUUUGUUAAGGAGCUAAUUUUAAUAAGUCAUAACAUUGAAAAUUAAAAGUGGAUGAGAUUAAUAAUUUUAGCAAAGAUUGCUGAAGAUAAUUUUCUACCAUUGCCUGUUUGUGUUUUUGUUACCUUGUACACAUUCCAAGCAUGCCUCCUAGCUAACACAGUGAUUGAACAAUAAGUAAGUUGACUAUUUUUUCCCCCUGCAAUGUAUUUAAUUGUACAGAUUUCACAGCCAGAAUAUCUGCAUCUUUGCAACCAUUAAACAGUUCCAAGUUCAGGGUUGGCGAACUUUUAACUGCCAGGGAAUGCAUUCACUUAAAUUAAAAAUUUUAUUUUGAAAUUCACAGCUUUUUAAGCCAUUGGGUGUCCUUGAAAUAACUAGGUAAAAUUUAAAUGGAACUUAUUGUUUGCAAGUAUAGUAGAGUAAAUGAACAUUAUAACCAUUUUGGCUCGUAUGAGAAAGCUUGGCAAAUACAUAGGUAAUCACAGUAAACAGCUGAAGUUUUUUUGUGUGCACAAUUGGUUUGAAAUGUAACUUUAGUUAAAAAAAAUUAUCUGGGAAAAUUAAGUUGUUUGUUGGGGAAACAUGGAAGUUGGGAAAAUUUGAUCCUGGCUUUCUGAAUCAACCUUGAUGAUCUGCGUUGUUUCUGUGUGUCAGAGAAUGUAAGGAAAUAUACUUGAAAUCUGGGAAAAGUCAUUGAAAUUUCCUAGUGGUAGUUAUUAGAGGGGAGAAGUCAUGUUCUAGUUUGCCAUCACUCAGAUUGUGAAAAAAAAAUUCCAAGUCAUGUUUUAGUGCGUAGCCAUAAAUACUAUAAAACUGGCGUAUGCAAGGUUUUGUUUGAAAAAUUUUUUUUUUUUAAUAUGUAUGAUUCUUGGUCAGCUAUGGGAAUGAUGAAGACUGAAUUUUCGUUAUUUCUUCCAGAAAAUGGCAAAAUAGGUGCAUUAUUUUUAAAAAGAUAGGAUAAUUGGAAAUUUAUUUUAUUUGUGUGAGAUCCUAUCUUUUUCUCUUAACGGAGGUGCUUAACUCGUAGUAGUUAUGGCUGGUAAAGCUCAUUGUUAUGUAUGUCAGCAUGUCAAAUGACUUAAUUAAGAUGAUGCCCCACUAUCCCCUUUGUAUCAGUUUGCACUUGCAUGUACGACAUAGUAAUCUUGAUACAAGUGUGGCUGUAAGCAUUGCUGCAUCAGUACGGCAGUAAUCCAUCGUGGAAUGACUGGGCCAGUUUUUGUUCAUCACUAUUAGUUAGUAUUGGGUCAGUUCCUAAAAUGUGUCUGUUCCAAUUCCAAUGUUGAUUAGAGUCCAUCAGUUUUUAUAUUCCUUAAGAUUGUGCUUAUCUAAUUCCUCCUGACUCAUACAUCCGGAAGAAAAAAAAUUAUUUUGCUUAUGUAACUAAAAACUAAUAUUUAUUCAUUUACAAUUUCAAAGAAUCCAAGCACCCAAAAAUAAAUACAUUUCUGACAAAAAAAGCAUUUGGUGAUCUAUUAUAAAUUAGGGUGGAACCUCACUAUUAUAACACUUAAAAGUAAUGGAAUAUUAUUGGUCUGUAAUGUGUAGUAUAAAUGAGUUACUAUAUUGCCAUUUGUGAUUACAAAAUUGUGUUUUUAAAUAGAAAUGGUGCUGGUUAAUUUAUAAUUACAACUUUCACUCAACUAUGUUCAAUUGAAGUGCAAUCAUUAUUUAUUAAACUGUUUGCCUCCAAUAAAAUAUAAUAUAAUCUGAAUGUAACAAAUGAGACCCUGUGAUUAAUUGAAAAUAUUUCCAAUCAUUUUGACACAUUUCUUACUAAUUGAACAAACCCUGAUUAAAUGAUCAAAAUCAUGAUGAACUAUACUUGCUACUUAAUCAGGCAACACCCAAUUACAUAAUCUGACAAAAAUUCUAGUUGAAAGUUGUAGCCAUUUGUCUUUUAUACCCAUCAUUAAAUGGAACAGUACUACAAAUUUCUAAGUUUUACUCGAAGUGAAGAAUUGACCAACUUAUAUUCCAAGACCACUGGAUUAUUAAUCCUGAUACCAAUGGAAUCAGCCAAUUACAGACUUGUAAUCGGCCGAACACCACUUUCUCCUAUGCAUUUCUUGCAGACUAGUGUACGUACUUAAUUAUGUAUAUUGAUAUGACAUUUAUAUGGCUAUAUAAUUCUUUGAAAAGUUUCAGAUGUAAUGAUCACUAAGUUACAAGUAGCAACUGGUGAUAUGAGGAACUUUGUGCCGCCAUAUUUGGUUCAGAAAAUUAAGUUAAUUAUUGUUAUAAACUUACCCAAGAUUGUCAGAUAUUCAUUGUGGGGCUUCUUCUCUGUCAGUGGAGUUAACUUAUGAGGAAGAUGAUCUGAUUUUUACGUAAAAUAUACUUCUUGAAAUUGCAGACAUUCCUACUAAAGGGGGGACAUUUGCCUUAACAUUUAUUACUUAAACCUCUAGCUGAUAAGCUUACAUGAGGUAACUUUGGGUCACUAUGCAAAAUAACCUUGCCUCUACAGUGAUGUGGACUGUCAUUUCACACAGUUCUUGAGUCACUUGGAAAACAUGCAGUUUUCAUUGGCUUGUGGCUGGCAAUCUAGUCGUAGAUUUUUUUUUUGUAUAUGAUUUUUUUUAUGAUUAUUGUGAAAUAGAGAAAAUAUUCAAUUGGCCUUUUGAAAAAGUGACAUGUAAGCUGACUUUCUGUUGCAAUAGACAUUUAUUCCUUUGCUUUACCAAAGUUGUGCAGAAGUAAAAAGAAAGAUGUUUUGUUUAAGUUGAUGUUGAAGAUAUUUGUAUACAUAGGGUUAUAACCAAGAUACAUAUAUGAUUGUUUUACGUUAUUGUUUCGUGAUUUUUGUUGGUGAUGAAGUACGGCCACAUCGGUAAAGUGCAAUUUGUGACAGAUGUGAUGGAUGUGUUUCAUCGUUCUCUGUUUGUAGUCAACGGUUUUAAGACCGUUAUAAAUGUUAGUUAAAUUAGUGUAGUCUGCCCCAGACAUUUUCAGGGAAACGUUCUCUUUGUGUACAUGCGAUAAAAUGAGCCAUUAGUGUUUAUGAUUGGGUUGUGGUAGUAUUGUACGGCAAAGGUAUGUAGCUAUAAUGUUCUUAAAACAAAAUUUUUUAUUUAUCAUUUAUGAUACAGGGUAUGUUUAAUUUUUUUUUUUUCUCAAGCUGACAGUGCUAGGUGCAUCGGUAGAUUGUAUCUGUUCUGUUAAUGUUUAAUUUGUUAGUGUUACAUUGUACUGGAACACAGAAUUGUGCACCAUGUUGCAUUACAUUGGGAAAGUACUGAUCACUGGAGCAAAAUGAUGAAAUAAAAUAAGUUUCUGUAGUAAAAAUGCAAAUUGUUGCCAAUAAUUGAUUCUUUAGUGUCAAAUACAACUGAUGUACAUGUGUGGACCAAUGUAGUGCCGGUACUUAAAAUGUUUCAACAUAUAUUGUAUGUACUAUAAUUAGGAACUCUUGUAUGAUGUCAUUUCGUAAAUAAUUUCUUGAUUUAGCAACUAAAUUGUGAGCAAUGUUUGCUAAUGUGUUAAUGUAAAAUGACUAAUUUUGUACUGCACAAGCAUAAACUGCUGACAUUGCAAUCAGUUUGCACCAUGAAUGCACAUUCUGUUUUUUUCAUUAUUAUUUUUAUUUUUUUAAAACUUUAAACAAAUCGUUUUUCAGAAUGUGGUGAUGUACUUAAUAAUAAUAUUAUCAGGAAAAGAUUUGCUACUGAUGAGGGGGGGGGGGAGGAGAGGAAAUACAAAGCACUAAGUGUUGCCCCCUAAUUUUUUACUUGUCUUGCAUAUCGUACUCGUACUGCACUAAUUUUCCUCAUUUCAUACUUCCUGCAUUUAGCAAUAAUUUUUUCUAGUCCCUAAUAUAAAUUAUGAUUUAACUACAACAUUUUACUGGUUGCAGGUCUAUCAGAAUUAAUUGGGAACAUGCAUGUGUCUGAUAUUUCAUAAUAAACAAUAUCAGUGUUUUGGGUCAGAACCAAGUAAAAGAACCAUUUGACACAGAGGCCUAAAACAUGCUCUACAAAAAUGAAAAUAAAAAUAUCUGUUGAAAAUGUUAAAAAAUAUGACCUUUUUCAAUUUGCUUAAAACACUUUGUGAUGGGCUUCAUUGUUAAAAACUCACUUGGCAGGACUUAUUUUUGCCUCCUGGUUCAAGGCUAUACUGAAUAGUGUAUAUAAUAGAAAUAAUUUCCUGUUUCAAUAAUUACAAUUGGGUACCUGUUUCCUUGCAAGAUUUUUUUUUAUGCCAUAUAAAUUCUUGCUGGAUUGUGAACCUGUAGAUUUUUUAAACACAAGUUUUUUUUUUAAAGUUGAAAGUACUUUAAUUAUGGAUUAAUAACAAUGUUACAGUAAGAAAAAUUAUUGAUAACUGUUUCAACAUAGUUUUCAUGUAAAAUCUCACUUGCUGGUGCAAUAGUCGUGGAAUAUUUCAGGAAAUUGGUUUUUUUUAUCAGCCCCCGCUCGAAAGCAUCUCUGUAGGCACGGAAGGGCUCGGAACCCCUUCACGUCGUGAGCAGCGGCCCAAUGUGGGGGGCACCUGUCAGACCCGGCACAACUGCCUCUCAAGGCCACGGCAAAACACAGAGGGGCCUGAAUCUUGGUGACAGCCAGUGGCAGCGGUAGACAUGAUUUCUAGUCCACAUUACUUAGGCCUUCGAUCAUUAUGUAUCACUUUUUACUCGUAACUAGAGACGAGAUUUUAUGAUUCUAUUUUCAGUCCUAUUUCGUUUUUAAAACUGAGGAUUUCUGUGUCGUUUUUAUUUUUAUCAAAGCUGUUUUGUAAUACUCCACCUAAAAUAUAGGGUGAAAUUUAUAUGCUGCAAUUUUACAGUAAAAUAAUUUUUAAUAAAUUGGUCUAAAACAGAUAUAUUCGGAACAAUUAAAAUAAAUUAGAGAGCAUUUAUGGUUUAAAAUUAUUUAAUAAGAGAUGCAUAAUAAUAAAACAAAUUUAAUUAUUUUUUUCUGAUCCAUGCACUUUAGUACAAUUUUUUUGGCCGAAAUGAUAUUUCUUGAAUUACAAAAAUUAAAAGAUUCCCUUUUUUUACUGAUUUGAAUUAAGUUUUGGUUAAAAGCUACUUAAUUCCAUGAAUCGAUGAUAUAAUUUGCACUUUGGUGCUAUAUGGUGCAUUAACUUGCAUUUUAAGGUGUUUUGACAUGCUUUUUGUUGUUAUUUCGGUUUUAUUGCAAUUCACCAUAUACAGUAAACUCCCUAUUAUCCGCAGGCAGAUGAUCCGCGGUGCGUAUUAUUGGCGCAUGCUACGAAAAAAUACAGCAAAUAUGUAAAUCUGUAUUUUAUUACAAGUGAGUAAAUUUGAACUCUACUGACUAGUGCAUUGUGUGCAGUAUGCAGUAAAACGCCACAGGCCUUCUCGGAACUCGCACAGUAGGCUGGCAUGCGUAAUUAUUCAGUAAAAUACAAAAAUUUUAGCAUCAUUAAAACAAUUUUACUGUUAACUGUAACGUUUACUGUACAUACAUUUUUUAGAUUUUUAAGCUGAAAUUAAUGUUUCCUUUUUUGUUUCCCAUUUUCGGCUCUUUCCGGAUUAUCCGCGAUUUUCACUAUCCGCGGUGGCCCUGUAACUUAAUUUCGCGGAUAAUCGAGAGUGUACUGUAAUCUUGUUCCUACUCGUAGGCUUAGGCUUACUCGACUAAGUUUCUUAACAGUUUGUGUGUUUGCAUAAAUAAAGCCAAUACCCUUAAAAUAACUUGGUACAAAUUAAUUUUACCGUUCUGAUAUCCUGAUCAUCGUGCCCAGACACCACCCAUUAACCCACUGAUUCAUUUGCUUUUUCUUUUAGUCAGAACAAAAGCCCUUCAAAAAAAUGUAUUACAAAAUAUUUUAUGUUUGCGUGGCCUUCAAACAAAAUAUUAAGUUUGCUCGCAUACCUUCAGAGACGUUCGGAAAAUGGAGCGCCGUUUCGCAAAGUGACAUCACAUUCAUCUAUUUGUAAGAUUAAAAUAAUUAGAGUAAGUUUUGAUUAGUGAAAUAAAUGUGCUGUUACAAUAGAAUGACAAAAAAAAAUUAAUGUUCCCCAAUUAAAAAAUAUAUUUAUAUAUAUUAUUGGUGCACACAGCAGCAUUUGUUAGCGGAUAACUGAACAGAUGUGUGGUGCGAGAAAAUUGCAGCGAAAGCUUAUUUACGUCAUUGUUUGAACAGGGUAGUAAAAAAAAAUAGCAAUAGCAAAAAUUUUGAAUUAAAUGAUGUUUGUAGUUUUCAAAGUAAGUUCUCUUUUUGAAAUUAAUAUUUAGUUAUUUAUUUACAUACCUCUGAAUCUAAGCUAAAUAGUUCCUAAUUUUUUUAUUUUUCUUUUUCAAGCACUUUUUUUUCCAGCAUAUACAGUUCAUUAUUUUUUGUGUAAAGAUGAAUUCAAUUGGUAUGCUUUAGAUGUAAUUCAGUUUCUGUUCAAGCAAUACUAAAUGUGCAGAACAUCUAGAAAUAAUUUGAACAGAAUUGUUUCUUUAAAAAAAAUAAUAUAAUUAUUUAUUUGGUACUUUUUUAAAAUACAGAAUUCUCCAUCAGUGUUUUGAAAUGCAAGAGAUUUUUUAAGCCUUUUGGAUUGUGUCAUCUGUAGCAUUUUACAGUUUCUGCCUGUGUUUACAGCUACUAAGAAUAUUUUUUUGAAAGAUAAAUGGCCAUUCAAAACAAUUGUGGCUCAGUAGCAGUGAAAAUGCUAAUAAUAAUAAUCAAAUAGUUGGCUGAUGUCUCACCUGGCAUAUGACGAAUUAUAAAUUGACAUGAUAAACACUAACAGUAUUAUUCUGCCAAUUAAUGAAUAGAUAAAAAAGCAUGGUGCUUACCUUUAAAUUUCUUUAAUGCUCUGCCAUUUUUAGUUAACCUUUUUAUUAAGUCUGUUAUAAUAACUGCAGUUAUGACUAUUUAGAUUAAUUUUUUUCCAUUUGGCUGAAGUAUGUUAUUUUCUUUAUUAAUGAAGAAAAUUAAAUUUCAAUAUUUGCCUGUUGAUUGUACUUGUACAUGACAUUUAAUACCAUCUUUUAUUACAGAAAGGUUUGUAAUUUUUGUAAUAUGAGGUUUUCAUUAGUAAUAUCUCAAUGAGCUGCAGGUUGAGGAUUUUUUUAUUGAAGGCUUGAAAUAUGAUAUAAUUGAAGAGUUUCUAGUUUUCAAGAUGAUGUCUGUUCCUGCACUACAUGCCUUUAUGUGUAAUAAACUGUGUAGUAAUUUAUUUUUGGGAUCAAAAUACAUGGGUACUUCCUCAUAUUGUGUCUUAUAAUGUACAUCUAGUAGGCAGAUUGCUAUCAAAUAGACACUGAAGAUUGUAAUAUGUGACAUAUCUAUUAUUAGUUAUUUUAUACAGAGUUUUAAUAAGAUAUCAACAGUUGUGGUUGUUAGAAUGUUAGUGUUUCAAGUCUGAUUUGUUGCAUGUGUUUAAAGUGUUAUAUAAAUAAAUGGGUAUUGUUAUAAAUGUAAA